Messenger RNA from Stylonychia lemnae, 258 nucleotides. The record is from the annotation of a GenBank genome assembly. NCBI's taxonomy places the organism in Eukaryota, Ciliophora, Spirotrichea, Sporadotrichida, Oxytrichidae.
AUGAGUUUAUAUUUGCAGCAAUUGACUGAGAAAAAGAGAUAAUAAAAUAUUGAUCCUAUUGAAGAAGCCUGGAUUAUGAUUGGGGGGAAAGAAAAGGGAUUUAUUACCAUUAAGGGCUACUUUGAGUAGUUUGAUAGAUUUAUGCCGAAGUUAGCAGAUAGAGAUGUGGCUAUUGAAUUGUUUUAAGAGAUUGAUAGCGAUAGAGACGGAAAACUUACAUAUAAGGACUUCUACGAAGCUAUGUUAUUUGAGUUAUGA